This is a messenger RNA of Mercenaria mercenaria, 4376 nucleotides long. RefSeq lists its product as uncharacterized. NCBI's taxonomy places the organism in Eukaryota, Metazoa, Mollusca, Bivalvia, Venerida, Veneridae. The transcript is spliced from 7 exons. The record is from RefSeq and is a predicted model, not a curated record. Bases 3772 to 4266 code for a protein of 164 amino acids.
UUGGUAGUAUAAACAUUUCCUGUAAAUGUUUGUUAUAGAUAUAUUUGCAAAGAUUUUUGUACGUCAAUUUUGGGAACAAAUUUCGCACUAUGAUUUGCCUGAUAUCAGUCUUGCAGAUAGCUUUUGUAAUAUCGUUGACGGACGUAUCCAACUUUUAUGCAGCCACUGUACAACAUUCAACAUUGCGUCAGGUUGUUGUGAACAUGAUUGAUUUCCAAACAAUAUCAUUGACUGCUAAAAUACUGCAUUUCAGUGACACUGAACACAAAAAUUAGUAAAACAAUAACAAGUGAUAUGCAAAACGUAAUUUGCACACCAUUAGAAUAUAGUUUUUGAUGCUUUGCAUUAAACAAUAUCUUGAACGGAUGGGACAGAAACUCACAGGGACUAAGCUGCUACGAUAUCGUGAUUUGCUUUACAAUACAUUGUAAAAUAGAAAAAGUGGAAACUCCACUGGUACACGUGCUAGGGAUUCACAGACAGAAAAAUACUAAUAUUUUACAUUGUCAUAUAACUUUGAAACAUUGUGGAGAAUGAGUGAAGUUUUGCGCAUAUAUAACUAAUUUAAAUUUCCCAAUAGUAUUUUAACAAACAGACUGUUCCUCUUUGUUUUUUUUCACGAUUGCUCAUUCACUUUACUAUUGUGUACUUAACAAGUCAUAUAUACAAUCCUAUGUGGGCUUUCUUUUAAAAAGAUAUAUUUAAUGUUAUUUUAGUGAUGUCGAACACUUUUUACGAUUAAAAUUUUCUUCUGUGAAUCGUCGAAUUUGUAUACUAUCAGGUUUUUUCAGAAACACAUGGAAACCAUUUAUAUAGAAAUCAGAACAAAUGAACUUUACUAUAUGUCUAUCUUUUGAACAAUACCGGCUUUGCAUAUGAGUGUUUCUGAGAAUAAAUUAUUAUAUUGAACAUGUAAAUACUUCUUGUAUUUUUUCUUAAUAUUUAUCCGCAGAAAUAUCAAUAGCAGAGGACAGAAACUGCACAGUACAGUCAAUUAUUAUGGGUGGUGUUGUAACUGUUUUUGUACUCAUAUCAGUAUAUGCGGGCUAUACAACUUUAACAAUAAGAAGACUGAAAGCAAAUAAAGACAAUGUAAUGAAUGAAGUCCAUGGGAACGUACUUGCACAACAUGAUCCAGUUUAUGUGAACGAAUCUAUUAUGAUGAGGACAAGAGGAACAGAGGAACAACCAAAUUUUGACGAUGCUUCAGUCAGCGAACCCGCGACAGGAUACGAAAGAAUGGAUGACACAACAAGAGAUGUCAGAUCAAAUUAUGACAUUAUACAAAAUCAAAAUCCUAUAGAUUAAUCAGUGUCCAAGUUUUUGCAAAUUUUUCAUAAACGUUAUUUGAAAAGUAAUACAUGUUUUAUGCACGAAACAUGUGAACAUUAACGAAAUAUUUGAAUAGAAAUCGCCAUUACAUACUAUACAGUUUACGGUCUUUCCGUUCAUGUAUGUUAAAAUAUGUACAUUAUACAGACCUUAAUGUCCACAUUUCGAUUUUGUGCUGUAGAAUCUUAAGCUUCAAUAUCUAAAGGACCGAGUUUUACACUUUGAGAUUGCAGCAAUUUGGCUUAAAAUGAUACGUGGUUCAUUUCGUUAAAUGUGCUGUUGUAAUCUAAAAAAAAAUGUAAAUAUAAAUAUCAUAUAACUUAGAUAUACAUUUUAUGGGUAGUGUCUGCUGACAUUUCAAUACUUAUCGGUACGGAAACUUUACCGACAAGCAUCACAUGUAACAUAAUAACUACAUUGUACGUAUAUCAAUUUAAACGGAAUUUGAAUUAUGAAAAAUACCAAUAAACUAGUCUUGGUGCGCUUGUAUUUCAGUAACCACAUGUGGGAAUGGUUUGGUACUUCAAACACGUAUUUACUGUAUCUUACAUAAAAUGCAGAUAUUCCAUAAUGCUGAUUUGCAUUUUUGCAAAAUGAUUGUAUGUAAGCAAAUGUCUCAGAACCCACCGAUGGGAAAGGAUUGAAACUUCCUACACUUUACCACUGUGAUGAGCUAUUAUGCAUUUUACUGGUUCCACAGCUUUGUCUUGCAGAUUUAUCUAAUUAUGUCCAUUUUUCGACUUUGGAAUUCAUUUAUUAAACUUUCUUUAGUGACACAGCUGUUUACUAGUUGAGCGUCUCUGUCUUUGACAGCUCUUGUUUUUGUAUUAAUGUUUUGGUUGGACGCCUACUCUUAGAACAGAACCAUCUGUCUUAAUGAAAAAUGCUUUAAUCUUUUUAUUCACUAUAUAUAUUAGUUGCGUGUACUAUAACAGUUAUUUUUAGUAUUAAUAUAAUAAAGCUGAUAGCGUCUUUUAAUGUGGCAUAAAGAUAAAAAUCGGUAUCUUUUCUAGCAAUAAAGAAUUGAAAUAACACAAUAAUUAAUACAGCUGUUGAUUAACAUACAAAAACACAUGUCUUAUUACAAAUGACACAGCUCCGACUAGUAGGUUACAUGACCUUUAAAUUAAACAUUUAUUUUCAUGAAACGUAAGAUUUUUUUAUUAUUGCCGCAUUAAUACUUUCUUAACCAUUCAAACGCUUUCACAUAGUACAGCUUCCUUUCAGAGUUGCAAUACAUAGCCAAAACACUAUUUCAUCGUUCAAUGCAAUAUUGAAUGCCUAGAAUGAUAAGAUUCCCUGUUUGUGUAAACAUUUCAGUAACUUAACUGGUGCUAUAUGUUAUUUUCCAUACAAUAUAAUUAUACAAAAUAUAAAGAAAAUAUACUUUUUUGAUACUGUCUUACAUGUCAUAUGUGUCAUUAUUAAAACAAUCUGUAAAUACAACGUCAUCCAAAGACAAAUCUUAUUACAUUGCAAUGAAUCCUGAAGUCAGUCAGGGGUAAAAUGGUAACAGGUAAACGGGUCGUCGAGAAAAGAAAAUUGUUAAAUGUUUUCUCUUAUUUACUAUUGCGAAUAUGUGGAUAUUAUAUGAGUGUCUUUUCAUAUUAAAUUUAUUGAGCGAGUUGAAUAAAUUCUGCCGUGCAUUUAAUCAGUUCGAUUUAACGUGUUUAAUAAAUGCAGUGUGGUCUCCCUACUAUAGACCAAGUCAAUUCGACCAAUGUCUCCUACACUUACAGUAGGUACACGAGAGGUUUGUGUGGAAGGCAAUAGACAUUGCUGGACUUUUUAUUUUCGCCUAACUCUUUAACACAAGGCCAAAUAUAGUAAUUUUUUGGAAAAGUAGCCCAUAUUUUCGCAGACCGUGAUUUCGUUUUAGCUUUGCAUGGACAACUGUCUUAUCAAUUGCAAAUACUGAUAUAGAUUUUACGAUAAUACACAACAUAUAAUUACAAUUUGCUUUAUUUCGUUUUCUGUUUGUAGUGGAUUUCUGCUGAAUCUAAAAGGGGUGAUCUCCGACAGGCAUGAGAAAGGUCCAAAAACUGACAUCUGCUAUCUUAUCAUUCGUUCAGUAGCAAUAAGAUAUUUUAAUGUAUUCUAUACGUGUCAGUUACCAUUCGUUACCGAAACGUGUGCAAAACAAUAAUUACGACGUGUUUUUAUAUUUAUCAAAGAGAAAAAAGGGUAUUAAUUAGACCAUAUAUUUUCCAUCUACAUCUUCCCCUGAGCAAGCCUUCACACAUGAAGCUUUUAUAUCUGAAUUUAAUCAAAGAUUUAUUGACAAUAUUCCCUAAUAAAUACUUAUCUGAUAUCAGCGUACCAAAAUCAAAGAAACGUUAAUUUGGUGGUGGGUCUUUUCAACGGCUAUUUAAGGGAAAGGGUAUUGUUCUUAGACAACAUACCUUUUCCAUAGGUGUUUCCACACGAGUCGAACUCGGCAUGAUCAGACUACUUGUUCUCCUUGGACUUUGCUGCGUGCUCCCUUUUGUAGAGCUGUCUCAAGACUUUAUAGACGAUGUUGUCAGAAGACAUAAUGAACUGAGAAUGACGCAUGGCGUUAAUAAUGUUACCGAAGACACAACGAUUACCGCGUAUGCCCAGGAAUGGGCUGACCAUUUGGCCUCGACAGGCCAAUUUUAUCAUCGGCCUAACAAUUCAUAUGGAGAAAAUCUUGCCUUCAGAUGGCCAGCUUAUUCAGGUGCUGAAUAUGUGGAUCAGUUAUACACUGAUGAAGAAGCAUUCUAUGCCAGUCAUUCCUACUACGGAUCAGAGCCUAACUUGAACAACUUUGCAGAAUACGGACAUUUUACCCAAAUUGUCUGGAAGGCAUGUACAAAGAUUGGCGUCGGAAAUAACGGUCCGUUUGUGGUCAUUAACUACGAUGCUGGCAACCUGAUAAGCACGUUCGCGGUCAAUGUCCUAGCACCGCAGUAACAAACCGGAAAUACAUACCAUCACCAGUCGGCACAGAUUAAAGCUUUCUGAUUUUAAGUAUAUUGGUCGCGAUCAUAUUUAUUUUAUUGAAAUAAAGUAGGCCUCAUAAA